AUGUAUAUUCAAUUGGUAAAUACUUCAACAGGUUGUGGCGGUAAUGGUAAUAAUUAUCCAAGUAAAUCGGUAUGUGAGAAACAAUGUGUUCGUUCUGCAAAAUGCAAAAAUGGUAUGCAAGCAUUCAAAACCGAAAAUGGUAGACCGCUACAUUGUACCAAAAAUACAUGUCCUAGUGGUUACUAUUGUUCAAUUUCACAGCCGUACUCAAUUUGUUGCCCUAAUAAAUCUUCGAAUGAAACAGUAUCAUCAACUCUGAACAUUGCCAACGAAAUCUGCCAGCUUCCGAAGGAAAGAGGUCCUUGUGAUAAGUAUGAAUUACGAUUUUAUUACAAUAAACGUCUUGGCGAAUGCAAGUACUUCUUUUUCGGAGGAUGCGAAGGAAAUGCGAAUAAUUUUGAACGAGUUGAAGAAUGCGAACGUACUUGUCGACAACGUGGAAUAAAAACAGCUUUAACAACCAUCGUAUCAGCACCACAACUUAUUACUCAAGGACCGCAGCUGAAAAAGCUUAACAAGGAGUAUGCUACAAAAAGCUUGAAAAAAACAGAAGAAGAUCAGAGUCGAGAACUGAUUGUGCAUGCUAUCGAUGAGAAUAGCCAGGAAUAUACAAGCACUUCUGACGCCUUAGAAAGUCUUACAAGUGAUGUCUUAUCAACUAGUUAUCAAACGGAUAUAAUUCCAACUUCUACACUUGCCUACGAGAGCACUACCGUUGGGCAGAUUUUUUCUACUGAUAUCCAGAAUAUAAUGCUGAAUACUGAUAAAUUUGUGAAAUUACCUGCAAGAAAAAAAACAACAAAUGAGUUUCGAAGGAAGCAGAAUAAGUUUCAUGCAACAACACCUGGCAGCGAAAUUUCUCUUGAAGAUGAAUCUAACAAACCUGUGAGCACAACUUUACCAUCAACGAAUUCUGAUAGUUCUACUGAUUUUGAUGAUGCCUUGGCUGAAAACAACGAACAAUCUUCACUAACUACAUCUGCAAAGCACACACUCAAAAGACAAUCGUUGUUAGAAUAUUUGUGUGAUUUAUAUGCAAUAGAAUCUCUGAUUGGAAGUGCAAAAGAACGCUGUAACCAAAAACGUGAUCCGGGAACUUGCCUUGGACAAUUCAUUCGUUGGCACUGGGAUGCAGAACGACGUACAUGUCAAAUAUUCACCUAUUCAGGAUGUGGUGGAAACGGAAAUAACUUUGGAAGCCGUAACGAAUGCUUUGCAGCAUGCCAUCAACCUCCUAAGCCAACUCCUGACCUUCACAAUGUCUGUGAACACAGCAUUGAUCCAGGGGAUUGCACUGGUGUCUUCCAGAGAUUUGCCUUCGAUUCUGCUACCAAAGAAUGUCGAGCGUUCACAUACAGUGGAUGUGGUGGCAAUGGAAACAAUUUUGGGAGUGCUCUCGAAUGUCGUCAAAAAUGCCACCCUGUAGAAGUAGGCGAGUGCUCCAGUGUCUUCCCAAGAUUUGCAUAUGAUCAGGCAUCAAAUGAAUGUCGACCUUUCACUUAUGGUGGUUGUGGUGGUAAUGGAAAUAACUUUGCCUCCAUUACUGAGUGCCAAAAAAUGUGUGUCAAAGAACUAUCGUUAGGAACGCAAUGUCCUCCGAUAAACGUCUCACACUGUCUGGAGCCAUGUAUUCUGUUCUCCAAUCGACUUGGUUGUCAUGAAUGCAGAUGUCCUGUAACACAGCCUGAAACCGAAAAAGUAUCAAUGCAGAUAUCUACUCCAAUUCCAACAACUGAUGAUUCAUCACAAAUAGAUCAAACUUCGCAAGCUGAGAAAUCACUUGAAAAUGAUGUGGAAAAGAAAGCUGAGCAAGUACCACCACCAGAACAAACUUCGAAAGUUAAUUCCGUGAUAGAAUUGGGGGAAAAAUGUACACAACCUAUGGAACCAGGACCGUGCAAAAACUUUAUUGAACGUUGGCACUUUGAUAUAAAGACAGGUCUCUGCAAAUCAUUUCAGUACGGUGGUUGCGCAGGCAAUCGGAAUCACUUCUUCUCUAAACACGAAUGUGAGAUUCACUGUGCUCGGUUUUUAAGAUCUCUCUAUGAUAACUCUUUGGAACGGGAAAAUGAAAAAUUAAGCACCAACAUAUGUUUAGAUGGACGUACAGGCCGUAGAAGGAUAGCCGCUUAUCAAAGUGUCUCCUCACGUUCACAGAAUAAUGACCUGACGUCGUCAGAAUUUGACGAAACACUCUUGCUAAAUGAACAUGAGCACACACGUAACACAGAUAAUAUUGAGAAGUACAAUACUGUUAUGUUACCACAUGAAAUUUCUCAGAGGAGAGAUGAUAAAUCUGAUUUAGUAUUGAGACGACAAGCAAAUGAAAAACUGAAAGCACCAUCAUUUGAGUCACUAGCUAAUACCAGGUCUAACUUUGUACUUGCCAGUUCACAAGCUGGCAAGGGGAAAUCUGGAGAAUCUGCAUAUAGAACAGUAGGCUUGCAGCAUCGACAGUCUUGGAGUGGUCCUUUGGGACAUAGAUUAGCUGUAUGGGUACCCGAGAGUAAUAAGUUAAAACAAUCAGUGAUUUCAAGUAAUGACAAAGUAAUGCAUGCUUCUCCUCGGAUUCAAAUUGAUAAACCAGUUCAUCGAGAAGAGAAUCAAGUAGUUAUGGUGAAAGAAAAAGAUGAAUUGGAGCGAACAGCCUCAGAAAUCAAAACUGAGGUAAACAGCGAUAAAACUGAAAUUGAAAAUUCUAUCAUGAAAAACAUUCAUAUACCAAUUAUGAAUUCUUCCUUGUUGAAGAAAAAAGCGAAAUCAGAAGCUGUUACUGAGAAAUUCACUUCACUGCAAGAAGAAAACUUGGAGCAACGAGCAAUAUCAACAUCAAUGACAGCCACACCGGAAUCUGUUACAGAAUUCACGCCAUAUAAUAGUAGUACGAACAACUUAGAUACGGUUAGAAACGAUAUAUUCAAUAAUAGCGUAGCGAAGCAGUUGUUUGCAGAACGUCCAGUUGAAGAGCAAGUAGAAGCAUGUGAUAAAAAUGCUUCUGUUGACAAGGGCACAGCAUGCAUUUCUUCUGAAUCACAUAAGCAGAAGUUACAAGAUUCUUCGCUAUCAUCGGAAUUGCGAGAAAUCCAUUCGAAGAAUAGUCUUCCAAGUAAUGAAGGAGAAAACGAAGAAGAAAAAGUAAAUUCAAAAGAAUUUCACAAAGUUGGAAAUAAUGAAGAGACGCAUGCAGAAGCAAAUAUAAAUUUACCUGAAAUUAAAGCAAAAAAUCUGGCUCACAUAAGGACCGUUGAUACUUAUAAGAUGCCAAAAGAUCGCAAUCGAAUUUCGGGAAGGUUUACUGAUCUUUCUAUCCAGAAUGAUUUACUUUUUAAUGACGCUCAAUCAAAAGACAUUCAUAAAAAAUAUUCCGGAGCAAUGGGUAAAGCUCCAAAUACCGAUUCCAUGCAACUAAGCCGUGAUUCCGUACUACGACAUCAUAUUCGAAUCAUUAAUCAAGGCUCUGCCUCAAAGUUUCUCUCUUCUGUUGUGUCACCACUAAUUUCAUCGCCAUCAACGACAGCAGCAACUUCAUCUACAUCUACAUCAUCAGUUUUCUUACUAUCAAAAUCAGUUUCAGCAUCAGCACCCCCAUCAACAUCAUCAAUAAAUUUGCAAUCAACUUCUGAAGGAGAAAAUAUGUUCUUCAACACGCCUGAUUUUGGUGAGUCUAAUAUCUACGUAAUCCUAAUUUCUUGCCUUUACAUAAUAUCUCAUGGUAAGGCCAUAGAGGGCAUCUUCAUUUCUACAACUGAUAAUCGUUUAGAUGAUGGAGUGUGCCGAAUGAAUAGACAAACUUUUGCUACAGAAAAUUCUGCUCAUUUUGUGGCUAAAUUAUUGUAUAGAUGA
Thelazia callipaeda (thelaziosis nematode) is the source of this 3843-nucleotide messenger RNA. The record is from the annotation of a GenBank genome assembly. NCBI's taxonomy places the organism in Eukaryota, Metazoa, Nematoda, Chromadorea, Rhabditida, Thelaziidae.